Molecule: messenger RNA, 3087 nt
Organism: Closterium sp. NIES-65
Lineage: Eukaryota; Viridiplantae; Streptophyta; Zygnematophyceae; Desmidiales; Closteriaceae
Source: the annotation of a GenBank genome assembly
AUGGCCUCCCGUCUUCUUGUUUCUGGUCUCCCUCGGUCCCUCCCUCCCCUUCCUCAGGGCCCUGGCCCUACCUGUGUCCCCUGUGUUGAGGGGCGCCAGCGGGCUGCCCCUCACUCCUCCCAGUUUCCUCCGACAGAGGCCCCGUUGCAGACGCUUCACAUGGACGUGUGGGGCCCAGCCCGCGUCCGUGGACAGGGUCACGAGCGCUACUUCCUGCUCGUUGUUGACGACUACUCGCGUUACACCGCAGUCUUCCCCUUGCGCAGCAAGGGUGAUGUCACAAAGACCUUCACGCUUCCGGACUCCCCGCAGCAAAAUGGGAUUGCUGAGCGCCGCAUUGGCAUGGUCAUGGACGUCGCUCGUACGUCUAUGAUGCAUGCGGCUGCUCCCCAUUUUCUGUGGCUGUUUGCGGUGAGGUACGCGGCGCAUAAGAUCAACCUACACCCCAGGGUCUCCAGGCCGGAGACCUCCCCAGACUUGCUGUGGACGGGGAAGGUUGGCGAUGCGUCGGCGUUCCGGGUCUGGGGAUCUCGGGCGUUUGUCCGUGACUUGUCUGCGGACAAGCUGUCCCCUCGUGCUGCUCCUUGCGUCUUCCUGGGGUUCCCCCCUGACGCGCAUGGGUGGCAGUUCUACCACCCCACCUCUCGCCGUGUUCUAUCCUCCCAGGACAUCACGUUUGACGAGUCGGUCCCCUACUACCGCCUCUUCCCCUACCGCACUCCGUCCCUCCCCCCGCUGCCGCUUUUCGUUGUACCAGACGGAGUCGAGCGUGUCAAGGUCAAUAGUGACUCUGGUGCUGCUGAGGGUGCUGAGCUUGGGGGUGCUGACUCUGGGGGUGCUGAGCCUGGGGGUGCUGCGACUGGGGGUGCUGAGCCUGGGGGUGCUGAGCGUGGGGGUGCUGAGCCUCGGUUCUCCGGGUGCUUCGUCUCUGCGGGAGCCACUCUCUCCACAGGAGCUGCGAAAGUGGUUUGCCCGGCGCUGAGGCGUGCUGCUGGUGCUGGAGGUUCUUCGGCUACUGAGGGUGCUGCUGUCGCGGGUCGCGGAGGUGCUCGUACUGGGAGUACUGGAGUUGCUGGGCUUGCGGGUUCUACUGGAGCUGGUGCUGCUGAGGGUGUUGGAGCUAAGACUACUGCUGGCGGUCCUGCUGCGCGUACUCCUGGUACUGCUGGAGGUUCUGGCGCUGCUGGAGGUGCAGCUGGAGCGGGUGCUCCUUCUGGGGGUACUAGUGCUGUACCUACUGUGUUUGGCGUCGUCGCGCGGCCUCGAUCGUACUUCGUUCCACUCCUGCAGCAGGUUCUUGGUCUUCCGCCUUCUACUGGUCCUCCUCCUUCUUUAGAGUGUCCACAGCCAGUCCCGUCACAGUUACAGUUGCAGCCUACCUCCCCUUUGCCUGCUCCUUCUCCCUACACUGGUCCUACUGGAGGUCUUUUUGAGCGUGGUGAGCCAGCGUCUCGCCCUGCGUCUCGUGUCCGUGCUGCUCGCGCUAGUGGUCGUGGUUCGCGUCUGCGUCCUCCUCUUGUCCCUGGCACGCACAGGAUGUCUCUGCGUCUGUCCACUGCUCCUCUGCGUGCCCCUUUACCUUCUCCUCCUGAGUCCUCUCUUCCUGCUUUUGCCGACCCGGAGUCGGACUCUCUUCGUGCUUCCAGUCCUACUGUCACGCGUCUCCUGGCUACUGUCGUCACUGACCCUUCUUUCGAGUCCACUGCUGCGUCUGCCCUAGUUGCUGAGCUCGUCGACUUUGCUGCUCGCUCUCGCCUAGACUACGCUGCUAGUCUUGUCGCGGAGUCUGAGUCUGUCUGUCCUCCGUCCGUCGGGGGUGAGUGUGCCCUUGGCACGGACGUCCUUGAGGACAGGCAGGAGGAGUUCCAGUGCUUGGCCGCUGCUUCACCUCAUCUCAUGUCCGUACUGCUUACCCCUGAGGGAGACCCGGAUGCACUUGACAUCCCGACUCCACGCUCUUACGCGGAGGCGAUAGAGGGUCCCUACUCUUCUCAGUGGCAUGCAGCUAUGGAUGCAGAGAUGGCUUCCUGGAAGUCCACAGGCACCUACGUUGACGCUGUCCCCCCUCCUGGGGCGAACAUCGUCAGUGGCAUGUGGAUCUUCAGGGUGAAGCGGUCGCCGGGUUCUCCGCCUGUCUUCAAGGCGCGUUACGUGGCUCGUGGCUUCAGUCAGCGGCAGGGAGUUGACUACUUUCAGACCUUCUCUCCCACGCCGAAGAUGACCACUCUUCGGUGGAGUCUCCGGCAUCCAGUCUACGGUCUCCGCCAGGCGCCACAUGAGUGGCACGACACACUGAGGACUACGCUUGCAGCUCUUGGCUUUGCUCAUUCUACUGCCGACCCGUCGCUGUUUCUACGCACCGACACUUCUCUGCCGCCGAUCUACAUCCUCGUGUACGUCGACGACUUGGUCUUUGCCACAGCUGACACUGCUGGACUCGCCUACGUGAAGUCUGAGCUACAGAAGAGACACACGUGCACAGACCUGGGUGAACUGCGCAACUACCUUGGCUUGCAAAUCACCCAGGAGAGAGCACACCGCACCAUUACCCUGACUCAGUCACACAUGGUGCAGCAGGUCCUUCAGCGCUUCGGCUUCACGUACUUCUUGCCUCAGGCCACUCCUCUGCAUACUCGCCACUCGCUCUCAGCUCUGCCUUCGGAUGAGUCCGUAGAGUCGAGUGGCCCGUAUCCAGAGCUUGUUGGCUGCCUCAUGUACCUGAUGACCUGCACACGACCUGACCUUGCAUACCCUCUUAGCAUUCUCGCACGCUAUGUUGCUCCUGGGAGACACAGACCAGAGCACAUGGCUGCAGCGAAGAGGGUGUUGCGCUACUUGUGCAGUACGUCGGGCAUGGGGCUAGUGCUUGGAGGGCGGAGUCCAGUGGUCCUCACUGGGCACGCUGACGCUUCUUGGGCUGACGACGAGGCUACGCAGCGGUCGUCACAGGGUUACACCUUCAGCCUUGGUUCCGGCUCUGAGCUUCGCUGGCUCACCUACCUGCUGACCGGCCUUGGAGAGUCGCCUCGUUCUCCUCCAGUCCUGUACGUAGACAACAAGGCCAUGCUGGCCUUGUGUCGAGAGUAG